AUGCGACGAGAUUGUAUACAAUUUGAAGCAGCAAUGAUACUUGCAAAAGUUUAUGAUCCUGAACAAAUACCUUAUAUAUCAGCGGCACAUGCUGAACAACUUGAAUUUACUGGAGAUUCAGGUGCAGCAGUUAAAUUUUAUGAACAAGGUAUAACUAAAAAAGAAAAGGAUUUACAAUAUGAUCAAAGAUGUUUUAUUGGUCUUGCUCGAUGUUAUAUUAAAGUUGGAGAUAUUAAAAAAGGUGCUACAAUUGCAUUACGUUUACCUGGAAAAGAAAUAAAAGAAGAAUGUGCAAAAUUACUUGAAGGAUUGAAACAAUAG
This is a messenger RNA of Rotaria sordida, 321 nucleotides long. Lineage: Eukaryota; Metazoa; Rotifera; Eurotatoria; Philodinida; Philodinidae. The record is from the annotation of a GenBank genome assembly.